AUGCUCACUAUGAUUAGGCUCGAAGAUGCUUCCAUUGAGGGUUUAUUGCUGACAUGCGUCCUUGUGCUUGCAGGCCUGCAUCUCCUUCGACUGACACUGCUCGGUGACCGAUUGGACGAGUUUCCCAGCAUUAAUCCGCGGAAACCCUGGGAAAUUGUCAAUGUCUUCGCUCAAAGAAGAUUCCAACAGAAUGGUCCUGCGUAUCUGCAAGCUGGGUUUGCAAAGUCGCCCAUCUUUAGCGUGGUCACCGACCUAGGGCCAAAAUUAGUGGUGUCUGGGGCCUUCAUCGAGGAAUUCAAAGAUGAAAAGCUGUUGGAUCAUUGGAAGUCGAUGGUCGAGGACUUUAUGGCAGAGGUCCCUGGUUUCGAGUCGAUGUUUCUAGGGAGUUUUCACAAUACGGUUCUUCGCGAUGUGAUUUCCGUCAUCACACGCGAACUAGAACAGUUACUGCCUCCCCUCUCGGAUGAAGUGUCGGAGGGUUUGGUGGAUACUUGGACAGAUUCAUCAGACUGGCACGAGGUCGCACUGCUUCCCAGCAUGCUGGGGUUGAUCGCGAAAGUCUCAUCUCUCGUCUUCGUGGGCGAACCCCUGUGCCGUGACCCAGUCUGGUUGGAAACAGUCAUCAACUUCACCCUCAUUCGACACAACGCACUCCUAACUCUCCACAAGUGCCCUGCUGUCCUUCGGCCCGUCCUUCACUGGGUUCUCCCUCCAUGCCAGAAACUCCGGCGGGAGAUCAAAACUGCACGGACACUCAUCAACUCUGCUCUGGAAAAGUCAAGAAAGAAUCCGCAGACUGAGAAAUUCUCCAGCGUUGCCUGGGUCGACGCUUUCGCCAACGGCAAUAAGUAUAAUGCCGCCAUGGUGCAGCUGAGACUGGCGAAUGCGUCCAUCCACUCCAGCGCCGAUCUGUUGGUCAAGGUGCUUAUCAAUCUAUGCGAGCAGCCAGGCCUGAUUCAGGAUCUCCGGGACGAGAUUGUUUCCGUUCUCGGGGAGAAUGGAUGGAGAUCCUCGACAUUGAACCAAUUAAAGCUCCUUGAUAGUGUUUUGAAAGAGAGCCAGCGAUUGCAUCCAGUCACGACCGGUUCAUUUUCGCGCUUUACGCGGCAGGAUAUCAAGUUGGCCAACGGCACCAAGAUUCCCAAAGGAACACCUGUUAUGGUUACUAACGAUGUCGCCGGGGAUGCCAGCAUCUAUCCUGAUCCCCAGGUCUUCGAUGGGUACCGGUACUUGAGAAUGCGUGAAGGAGCCGACAAGGCCCGGGCACCGUUCACAACGACGGGCCAAAAUCACCUUGGCUUUGGGUACGGGAAGUUUGCCUGUCCUGGUCGAUUCUUUGCUGCUACCGAGAUCAAGAUAACGCUCUGCCAUAUGUUGCUGAAGUAUGAAUGGAGGAUGGUGAAGGACAGCCCGCAUGAUAUGCUUACAAGUGGCUUCGCGUCGUUCCGUGACCCACGAGCAAGUAUAGAAGUCCGAAGACGCGCGCUAGGGGGAGAAGGGCUCGAAGUAUUGACUGGAAAGAAGUGA
Messenger RNA from Penicillium concentricum, 1527 nucleotides. RefSeq names its product cytochrome P450 monooxygenase pyr9 (gene pyr9). The record is from RefSeq and is a predicted model, not a curated record. The transcript is spliced from 6 exons. NCBI's taxonomy places the organism in Eukaryota, Fungi, Ascomycota, Eurotiomycetes, Eurotiales, Aspergillaceae. Bases 1 to 1527 code for a protein of 508 amino acids. Gene Ontology annotation, molecular function: heme binding; oxidoreductase activity, acting on paired donors, with incorporation or reduction of molecular oxygen; iron ion binding.